Messenger RNA from Paramecium sonneborni, 1796 nucleotides. The record is from the annotation of a GenBank genome assembly. Lineage: Eukaryota; Ciliophora; Oligohymenophorea; Peniculida; Parameciidae.
AGUUGGAAAGAAUUGAGGAAGUAGUAUAAUGUUGGGAUAUAGGAAUCUAGAAUAAUCUUCAUGACGAUUAUUAUUAUAGAAAAAAAGGUUGAUUUAUUGGAAUAAUAAAAUAUAGCUAAAGUUUUAGAUUAAUAGGGAAGAUAGGAUGAAGUAAUAGAAUGUUGGAAGUAUGGGAUAAAUAAUAAUCUUAAUUAAAUAAUUUAUUAUCAAGAAAUUUGUAAUAUUUAUGAAUUUGAUUUGAAGCAUAAUAUUUAUGGGAAAGUAAUAGAGAGAGUAAAUUAGAAGAAUAAAUGUAAAUUUUGGAUUUGGGAAUAAAAAAUAAUAAUGGCUAUAUAAUUUUUUAUCAUUUUAAAGGUAUAAAUAUUGAGAUGGAAAGUAAAUGCAUUAAAAAAAUAAAAUAAAUACGAUUAAAUAAUAGAGUGUUGGUAGUAAGGGUUUAAUACAAGUAAGGGAGCAUUUUAAGAAGAUUUUAAGUUGGAGUUAUGUUUUUUUUAAUAUUUAAAUAUUAGAUAAAGCAUUAAAAGAGUAGUAGUANGAAAAAUAUGGAAGAUUUGAAGAGAUGAUUGAUUGUUGGUAUUAGGCUAUAAAAAAUAAUAAAAACAAUUUAUUGUUUUACUAAUAAAAUUGUAUAAUUUAGGAUAUAAAAUUGAAAAGCUUCUUUAUUACUAAAACUAGAUCGUAUAAAAGAAGCAAUCGAUUUAUGGGAUUAAGGAAUAAAGAACAAUAAAAUUUAAGAAUAAUUUUACAUAGAGAAAGGUAAAUAGAAAGUAUAUUUAUUUAGUGAUUCUUUUAGAGAAAUAUGGAAGCUUUGAAUAAAUAAUAGAUUGUUGGAAUUAAGGUAUAGAGCACAACAAGAUGAAUUAAUUUUUUUAUUAGUAAAAAGGUAGAGAUAUUAAAUAAAAAUGAAGCUAAUGCUUUAGAGAAAGUAGAGCAAUUUGAUUUAGUAAUAAAAUGUUGGGAUUUAGGAAUUUAGAAUAACAAAAGAAAAAAAUUUUAUUAUAUACAGAAAGGUUAUGAUUGAAUGAUAUUGAAAGCAUUAAUAUUAUGUAAGUUGGAAAGAAUUGAGGAAGUAGUAUAAUGUUGGGAUAUAGGAAUCUAGAAUAAUCUUCAUGACGAUUAUUAUUAUAGAAAAAAAGGUUGAUUUAUUGGAAUAAUAAAAUAUAGCUAAAGUUUUAGAUUAAUAGGGAAGAUAGGAUGAAGUAAUAGAAUGUUGGAAGUAUGGGAUAAAUAAUAAUCUUAAUUAAAUAAUUUAUUAUCAAGAAAUUUGUAAUAUUUAUGAAUUUGAUUUGAAGCAUAAUAUUUAUGGGAAAGUAAUAGAGAGAGUAAAUUAGAAGAAUAAAUGUAAAUUUUGGAUUUGGGAAUAAAAAAUAAUAAUGGCUAUAUAAUUUUUUAUCAUUUUAAAGGUAUAAAUAUUGAGAUGGAAAGUAAAUGCAUUAAAAAAAUAAAAUAAAUACGAUUAAAUAAUAGAGUGUUGGUAGUAAGGGUUUAAUACAAGUAAGGGAGCAUUUUAAGAAGAUUUUAAGUUGGAGUUAUGUUUUUUUUAAUAUUUAAAUAUUAGAUAAAGCAUUAAAAGAGUAGUAGUAAUUAAAGAAAGCAAUAAUGUGUUUACGUUUUCGUAUAAAUUAGAUGAGUUUUUCACUGUUGAAAUAAUUAAAAAUGGAUUAUUGAGGAUAAUGAGUUAAGAAUAUAAAUAAUUAAAUAAAGAGAAUAAUUUUUAUAUUUUUAGAUAUAUUUAUAAAUAAUAAUUAAAAUUAUAUAAAUAGAUGAUAUCUAAAUAAAGACUUGAUAAAUCAUGA